Molecule: messenger RNA, 2229 nt
Organism: Wallemia ichthyophaga EXF-994
Lineage: Eukaryota; Fungi; Basidiomycota; Wallemiomycetes; Wallemiales; Wallemiaceae
Product: Protein mesA
Exons: 11
Coding region: 1-2229 (742 amino acids)
Biological process (GO): actin cortical patch localization
Cellular component (GO): plasma membrane
Source: RefSeq, a predicted model, not a curated record
AUGGAAAAUAAUGUUGCGUAUUGCUUAUUAGCCGAGUUCGAUAUAGAUCAAGGCUCUACGCUCUCGCAGCAGUAUCCAUUCCCAACUGGCACCGACGAACAUCUGCUUGCAGAUCUCAUGAUACCCGAGGGCGCCCACGACCAGCACGAGGACUGGACUAUCUUCUUCCUCAACCAGACUCCCGCGAACACGAUUGCUCCUCCCCUCGACUCGGAAGCUCCGACACCUUUUGCCAGACACCGAAGAACUUACUCCAGGCUCGUUCCUCACCAAGACCAUCCCAAGCCCCAGCUUCUUCAUGUCCUUAAUCUCGUCAGGACCAAGAAGGACGACUCCGUGCCGAGGGGCGCCCUCGUCAAAGCUCUCGCCAUUUGCUCGAAACAGCCGUAUAUCCACAUCUACAAGCCAAUCCUUCUUCUCGCUUUGGAGGACUACUUCCAGUCUGGCUCCCCUUCUAUUCUCGCUCGCCUCUAUGACGCUAUCAACAAUAUGAGCACCUCUGCCGUUCCCCCUAUUUCCCGCUCUGAAAAGAUGAUUCUCCGCGCUGCUCCUGAUAGGAAAGAUCUCUUUGCCGAAAAGUGGUCUCAUUUCUUCUUUAAGCGUCAGUCUGAUGACUCGGAUGCGUUUAAUCCCAUGUUUCAUGUCGACAUGUCCCGCAACAGACGCUCCUCCUCCAAUUCUAAGGCUGUCAACUCUCUCGAGGAAGAGUUCGAGGAGAAGCUCAAGCGGACUAGUAUCGGCGCCUCAGAGCAGCAGUCACUCAAUGGCCCAAACCAGUCUUUUAUUGAGACAAUGCCGGUAGACACCCACUACUUCAAAACUUCUAUUAGCUAUAUGAAUGUCGACUACAAAAGUAUUUCUCUCCCAACGCGCGUUCCGCUGUCUACAUUUGAUGAAGAGAUUGGUGACUAUUCUAUCAUCAAUCUCAUUCAAACAUUCUCUGCACAUCCAGUGCCCCCAUCACCCAUGCAUCCUCAUCUCCACACAAGCGGUACAUCCACUCACCCAAUCAUUUUACUUUUCAAUGCUCUCAUCACACAAAAGCGCGUCGUCUUUCUAGGGUAUGGCAAGCCGGCAAGUCUAGUUACCAACUUUGUUCUCGCUGCUUGCGCACUUGUCAGCGGUGGUGGUGGUGUUCUCAGAGGUUUCAUUGAACGUGCUUUUCCAUACACUUGCUUGAAAGAUUUGGAUAACUUUUUAAUCAUUCCGGGUUACAUCGCUGGUGUAACAAACCCCCGUUUCGAAGACAAUCAUGGAUGGUGGGAUGUUCUCUUCAAUAUAAACACGGGUAAAGUUAUCGUCUCAUCUCAAAUUGAACCGGUUAGCGUGCUAAAAUCUAACAUAUUAUCUUCACCCUCAUCUAUUCCAAACUACCAUAGUCCAAAUAGUGGCAUCAGUAGCCAAUUUAAAUCUCCAAGUUCAACGAUACCAUCGUCAGUCGUUAUGAAUCAUUCUUCGUCGUCUGGAAGCGCGAGCCAGUCUACUCACUCUAACAAUCACAAUUUGAGCUCCCCUCCAUCUUGGUCAAAGCUUGGAAUGUCGGACAGUUUCUCUAGCGCCAUGUCAAAUACUUCUGAUGAUGGCUCUAUUUCAACAUCUCAGAGGAACGACAACAGCCAUCGCGAGUCUUCGGAUAAUAUAUUUAUGAAUGAGAUUAUGGCUCUUAUUAAUGAGCAUUAUGGAGAAGCUCACAUAAGAGCUCGAUUUACUGAUUUAGUAUCGUCCUUCGUCAGAAUGGCGUCAAGAUAUGAGGAAGAGGCUUCUGCAAUUGGGUGUACAUCAAUUGGAUUUUCAUCGCAUCCAUUUUCAGAUGGUCUACUCGGAAGUGGGACCGUUUUCAACGAUGAGAGUAGUCGUGUACGUGAACUGUCUGCUAAUGCUUUCCGGAUUGAAGGGUGGCAGGACACAGCGACGUAUAAAAAUUACAGACAUGAUUUUCAACAGUACUUGAAGAAUCGCGCUAUAAAGGACAUAGACGUCGCCCACCAAAUAAACAGACUGAGAACAGCGAGAGCGAUGCAUCCGUCUGAAGCACAAAUGAUAUAUCAGUUCUUAGCGCAAAACACAGAAACGUAUGAUCAAGUCGUAGAGAUUGUAGAGCAGCUACCGCCUCAUCUAGAUGGACUGCUGCCAUUAGGGUUCGGUCUCAUUCAUCCACACAAAUCCGUGAGAGAAGCAGCAAUGGACUUCUUCAUCAAGCUUCAGACAUACCCGGAAACCUUCUUUUGA